UUCCGGCUCCGGUGUCAUGGAGGGCUCCUGCCCUGAGGGUGCACCGACCGCUGUCUGCGGGAAGCGGCCGCAGUUCGGAAGCCGAUUUCUGAGCGACCCGGCGCGCGUGUUCCACCACAAUGCCUGGGACAAUGUGGAGUGGUCGGAGGAGCAGGCCGCGGCGGCGGAGAGGAAAGUCCAGGAGAACAGUACCCAGCGGGUGUGCCAGGAGAAGCAAGUUGAUUAUGAGAUCAAUGCCAACAAAUAUUGGAACGAUUUCUACAAAAUCCACGAAAAUGGGUUUUUCAAGGAUAGACAUUGGCUUUUUACUGAAUUCCCAGAGCUGGCACCUAGGCAAAACCAAAAUCACAUGAAAGAUUUGCUCUCAGAGAACAAGAGGAGUGAAGCACCUGAAUGUAGAAGCAGUGAGGAUGGAUCUGGUUUAAUAAUAGAAGAACAGCACAGUUCUUCAGUCAACCUUGGACAUAAGACACAGCCAUCUCCUGUGGAAGAGAAUGCCACUCAGAAACUCCAUCACCUGGAAAUCUGUGCUGAGGAGUUUCCUGGAUCCUCAGCCACGUACCGAAUACUCGAGGUUGGUUGUGGUGUGGGAAACACAGUCUUUCCAAUUUUACAAACUAACAAUGACCCAAGACUCUUUGUUUACUGUUGUGAUUUUUCUUCCACAGCUGUAGAACUGGUGCAAACAAACUCAGCAUAUGAUCCUUCUCGGUGUUUUGCCUUUGUUCAUGAUCUGUGUGAUGAAGAUAAGAGUUACCCAAUGCCCGGGGAUAGUCUUGAUGUCAUCAUCCUCAUAUUUGUCCUCUCAGCAGUCAUUCCAGACAAGAUGCAGAAGGCUAUCAACAGGCUAAGCAGGCUUCUGAAGCCUGGAGGGAUGAUGCUUCUGCGCGAUUAUGGCCGUUAUGACAUGGCUCAGCUUCGGUUUAAAAAAGGUCAUUGUCUGUCUGAAAAUUUCUAUGUGAGAGGCGAUGGCACCAGAGUGUACUUCUUCACGCAAGAUGAACUGGACACACUUUUCACUACUGCUGGACUGGAAAAGGUUCAGAACCUGGUGGAUCGCCGGUUGCAAGUGAAUCGAGGGAAACAACUGACAAUGUACCGAGUUUGGAUUCAGUGCAAAUAUCGCAAGCCUCUUCUGUCCAGCACCAGCUGAGAGGCACCUGCUCCUGACAUGCGAGCUCAUUGGGGCUUUUUGUUUUUAUUUUUUUAAUUUUAUUUAUUUAUUUGUUAUUUUUGGGGGGGGUACACCAAGUUCAAUCAUCUGUUUUUAUACACAUAUCCCCAUAUUCCCUCCCUCCCUCGAGUCCCCCCCACCCUCCCCGUCCCAGUCCUCUAAGGCAUCAUCCAUCCUCGAGUUGAACUCCCUUUGUUAUACAACAACUUCCCACUGGCUAUCUAUUUUACAGUUACAGUAGUAUAUAUAUGUCUGUGCUACUCUCUCGCUUCGUUUCAGCUUCCCCUCCCCACCCCCCCAAACCUCGAGUCCUCCAGUCCAUUCUCUGCACCUGUGUCCUUGUCACUGAGUUCAUCAGUACCAUUUUUAGAUUCCGUAUAUGUGAGUUAGCAUACAAUAUUUGUCUUUCUCUUUCUGACUUACUUCACUCUGUAUGACAGACUCUAGGUCUGUCCACCUCAUGACAUAUAGCUCCAUCUCAUCCCUUUUUAUAGCUGAGUAGUAUUCCAUUGUAUAUAUGUGCCACAAAUUCUUUAUCCAUUCAUUUGUUUUUUUUAUUUUUUUUAUUUUUUUUUAUUUUUUGGCACACGGGCUUGGUUGCUCCGCAGCAUGUGGGAUCUUCCUGGAGCUGGGAUCGAACCCAUGACCUCUGCAUUGGCAGGCGGAUUCUUAACCACUGCGCCACCUAGGAAGCCCUAUCCAUUCAUUUGUUGAUGGGCAAUUUAGGUUGCUUCCAUGUCCUGGCUAUUGUAAAUAGUGCUGCAAUAAACAUUAUGGUACAUGUUUCUUUUGGGAUUAUGGUUUUCUUUGGGUAUAUGCCCAGUAGUGGGAUUACUGGAUCAUAUGGUAGUUCUAUUUGUAGUUUUUUAAGGAACCUCCAAAUUGUUUUCCAUAGUGGCUGUACCAACUUACAUUCCCACCAGCAGUGCAGGAGAGUUCCCUUUUCUCCACACCCUCUCCGGCAUUUGUUGUUUCCAGAUUUUGUGAUGAUGGCCAUUCUGAUCGGUGUGAGGUGAUACCUCAUGGAGGCUUUGACUUGCAUAUCUCUGAUGAUGAGUGAUGUUGAGCAUCUUUUCAUGUUUGUUGACCAUCUGUAUGUCUUCUUUGGUCAUCGGGGCUUUUAAAAAGAACAUCCACAAAUGGUGUCUUGUUGAUAUUGAACCAUUCAAGGAUUCCAACAGAGUUGAACAGAGGAGGAAUUAUUUUAUAUCAAGAUUGUAGCCAUUUUGCAUUGUAUUUGUGAAGCCCUGUGAUACAUACUUUUCUCAGGUUUUUUUCUUACUUGGAGAUUUCAGAGAAUCUUUCUUGCCAUUUUGUAACUUAAUAAUUGAAGUGUUAUUCAUGGGAAUCAAGAAUUUAUUUCGAUAUGAAAGUAUUGUAUAUGAUAAAGUGAAUGACUAAGUUGCAUUAAAUUCACUGGGGAUUCAUAUGCCUGGACUGAGCAGUUGGUACAUACGAAGAUGAAUAAAGGUCUCGUUCAGUCGUCAUGGGUGAAGCAAGUUGAGAAGAAUCACCUGUCUUUGGAUGUUUUCCUGACUCAAAAAAAGAGCAUCAGAAUAUGUUAUCCUUGUUAAGUAUUUGGUCAUGGUCUCCACUUGACCUUAGUUCCAUGGACUUUUAGGUACUAUU
This is a messenger RNA of Hippopotamus amphibius kiboko, 2803 nucleotides long. It is a transcript of the gene METTL2A, whose product is annotated as methyltransferase 2A, tRNA N3-cytidine. The transcript is spliced from 9 exons. Gene Ontology annotation, molecular function: tRNA (cytidine-N3)-methyltransferase activity. The coding region runs from base 17 to 1153 and encodes 378 amino acids. Lineage: Eukaryota; Metazoa; Chordata; Mammalia; Artiodactyla; Hippopotamidae. The record is from RefSeq and is a predicted model, not a curated record.